AUGCCAGCAGUCAGGACUGCGCUUCGUCGACCAGCCGCCGUGUUUGCCAGUCAUGAUGUUCGAGCUCUCGUGGGAUUCUGCAUCCUAGGCCUCGUCAAUGUCGUCUUGCCGUCCAUCAUCUUCUCCUCUAGCUACCUCAUCAUUCCAUAUUCGCGGCCGACAGUGAUUCUCAUCGAAGCAUCACCGGCCCUUGCGACAAAACUAAUCCUUCCCUAUGUCUUAUGCCAUGUCGCCUGGUGGCUUCGGCCCUGUUUCCUCACAGCAUGCUGGAUCCUCGCAGCCAUUGUUACCGCGGCUGCGCCGCCAAACGUCGCGCCCCCCAUUCGCAUCCUCAUGACGAUGCUGGCCUCGGCCAGCGCUGCGGCAGGAGAAGUCUCGUUUCUAUCGCAGAUGCGAUAUUAUGGACGCUGGGGACUGGCCGGCUGGGGAAUGGGCACGGGCAUCGGCAGAGUGGUGGUCGCCGUGAUGCCGCAUGUGCUCACCUACGGCAUGGGCAUGUUGUUGCGGGAUUUGCUCCAUUGCGUGUACUACCUGGUUGGCAUUCUGCUAGCUGCGCAUUUCGUGGUCCUGCCUUCAGCUCCGCUGCCUCGAAUCAGUACCAAAUCGCCUUGGACGAGAUCGUCUGUGAACGACGAGGAAGAGAACAUUCCUUUGACACCAGGGCGUGGUGCCUCCAAGCCGACGGCCAUGUUGCGAUCUAGAGUUAAACGAAGUUUGACUCUAGUUCAGCCCCUAUUGGUCAAGUUUAUACUGCCCAUGUUCAUGGCGUCUUCUGUACAGGCUUUCGUCUUUCCGGCGUCCACUCGAUUGCAGCCCAUGUCCGCAUCCCUGGGUGCAUUUGCGCAAUUCAAGGCCGCGUUCGGAGCUGCUUUCCAGGUGGGAGAUUUCGUCGCACGAUCGUCACUGGUCUUGUUCCAGUGGAAACAGCUGUACCCUCUCAUCGAGCGCGUUUUCACUCUUGCUACUGGCGUCGUCUGUGGGAGUCGCCGGCGGGGCGAUAUACAUGGCGAUACUGUCCGCGGUCUUGGGUUAUAUAGAGCAUGA
Molecule: messenger RNA, 1044 nt
Organism: Metarhizium robertsii ARSEF 23
Lineage: Eukaryota; Fungi; Ascomycota; Sordariomycetes; Hypocreales; Clavicipitaceae
Product: CLN3 protein
Exons: 3
Coding region: 1-1044 (347 amino acids)
Biological process (GO): regulation of intracellular pH
Cellular component (GO): membrane; vacuole
Source: RefSeq, a predicted model, not a curated record